Loxodonta africana (African savanna elephant) is the source of this 4682-nucleotide messenger RNA. It is a transcript of the gene ESF1, whose product is annotated as ESF1 nucleolar pre-rRNA processing protein homolog. Gene Ontology annotation, molecular function: RNA binding. The record is from RefSeq and is a predicted model, not a curated record. The transcript is spliced from 12 exons. The coding region runs from base 314 to 2461 and encodes 715 amino acids. Lineage: Eukaryota; Metazoa; Chordata; Mammalia; Proboscidea; Elephantidae. Gene Ontology annotation, biological process: rRNA processing. Gene Ontology annotation, cellular component: nucleus.
AGAGGAGGAAGAGCCAGUCUCUGACAGGCUAUCCUUCGGUUUCUUCAGUGGUGGACGCUUUCCGCCUGGCCUUGUUUUUCAGACUUCCUUGAUCCUCCUCAAUGGUCGCUUUCUCUAGAGGCCUCAGCCAAAUAGCUGCAGGGCAAGGGGACACUCGGUUCAUUACUCAGCCUGAGGCACCGGUAGAAGGGCAGGGUGGGCUAAGGAGAUGACGGUGGGCGUAGGAGCUAAGUCUGAUCUCUUUCCCUUCUGUUCGAAUAUCUGACCUUUCAUUCUAAACAUUUACACGUGUUAUCUUUAUUAAUUGGAUAAGAUGAUGUCCACGUCGGAAGGCUGUCUCGGAGGGUUAAAUAAUACAUCUAAAGCUCUCAGAACAGUAGCUGGCAUUAUUUGGUUUCUUCAAGCAUUUGUCCAGUCCAGAAGUUUAAAAAUGGCAUCUAAACAAGAAAUAAUGAGUGAUCAGCGGUUUAGACGGGUUACAAAGGACCCGAGAUUUUGGGAAAUGCCAGAAAAGGAUAGAAAAGUCAAAAUUGACAAGAGAUUUCGAGCCAUGUUUCAUGACAAAAAGUUCAAGUUGAAUUACGCUGUGGAUAAAAGAGGGCGCCCCAUCACCCACAGUACUACAGAGGACUUGAAACGUUACUACGACCUUUCGGAUUCUGAUUCAGAUCUCUCUGAUGAAGAUAGCGAAGCCCUGAACCAAAAGAAAAUGAAGAAGAAAAAACCCCAGACUAAAACAGGAAUAGAUUCAAAAAGUCUAGUCGAGAAAAAGAAAGAAACUGAAAAAAUUAAUCAAAAGGUUGCUGAAAGUAAAAAUGAAUUAGAUAAUUCUGAAAUAAUUCAGAAAGCAAAAAUGUCCUUCAAAUCUAAGAAGCUGGAUUCAAAAAUAAGUCCUAAGAAGGAUAGCAAAGAAUUUACACAGAAAGGUACAAAAGAGAAAAAAGAAGUUGUUCAACAUAGUACAGACUACGUUCCUAAAGGAAAACUAAAGAUAGUUGACUCCGACAUCACUAAAGUUGUGAAAUCACCAAAGGUCGAGUGUUCUGAGACAAGAAGAGAAGUACAAUCAGGAGGAAAUGGUUGUGAAGACGCAGCAGGCGGCACAGUGUUGGAUGGAGAUUCUCUGGAGGAACUUUCAGAAGAUGCUAAUGAAAUGGGGGACGAUGAAGAAUCCGAAGAUGAAACUAAAGGGGUUGGUAGAGCUUCGGAUGAUGAUGAUGAUGACGAGAGUGAAGAUGAUGAAGAUGAGAAUGGUGAAGAUGAUGAAAGUGACAGUGGUCCUGAUCUUGCCAGGGGUAAGGGAAAUGUAGAAACUAGUUCUGAAGAUGAAGAAGAUGAAGAUUUACUUCCAGAGGAGCUUGGUUUUGAGCAUGCUUGGAGAGAAUUAGAUAAAGACGCUCCCCGGGCUAAUGAGAUUACACACCGAUUAGCAGUUUGCAACAUGGACUGGGAUAGAUUAAAGGCAAAAGAUUUGCUGGCUCUGUUCAGUUCAUUUAAACCUAAAGGAGGUGUUGUAUUUUCUGUAAAGAUAUAUCCUUCAGAGUUUGGAAAAGAGAGGAUGAAGGAAGAGCAAGUUCAAGGACCAGUGGAGUUAUUAAGUAUUCCCGAAGAUGCCCCUGAAAAGGACUGGACGUCUAGAGAAAAACUGAGAGAUUAUCAGUUCAAACGACUGAAGUACUAUUACGCAGUAGUAGACUGUGAUUCUCCUGAAACAGCCAGUAAAAUUUAUGAGGAUUGCGAUGGCCUGGAAUUUGAAAGUAGUUGUUCUUUCAUAGAUCUAAGGUUUAUACCAGAUGAUAUUACCUUUGAUGAUGAGCCCAAGGACGUAGCCUCAGAAGUGGAUUUAACAGCAUAUAAACCAAAGUAUUUCACAUCUGCUGCAAUGGGAACAUCAACGGUGGAGAUCACUUGGGAUGAGACAGAUCAUGAAAGAAUUACAACGCUUAACAGGAAAUUUAAAAAGGAAGAGCUUUUGGACAUGGAUUUUCAAGCCUACUUAGCUUCCUCCAGUGAAGAUGAAGAGAAGAUAGAAGAGGAACUACAAGCUGACGAUGGAAUCAAUGUAGAAGAAGAUGGGAAAACAAAGAAAAAUCAGAAGGAUGACGAAGCACAAAUAGCCAAAUAUAGGCAGCUCUUGCAGGUUAUUCAAGAAAAAGAAAAGAAAGGCAAAGAAAAUGAUAUGGAAAUGGAAAUUAAGUGGGUUCCAGGUCUUAAAGAAAGUGCAGAAGAAAUGGUGAAGAACAAAUUAGAAGGAAAGGAUAAACUGACCCCUUGGGAACAAUUUUUAGAGAAGAAGAAAGAGAAAAAAAAACUGAAAAAGAAACAAAAGGCCCUUGCUAAAGAGACCAGUGAAGAUGAAUUGCCCUCUGAUGUGGAUUUGAAUGACCCAUACUUUGCUGAAGAAGUUAAAAAAAUGGGACAGCUCUCUCAGUUCCUCUUGGCUGUGCAGCCCUACUCCUAGCCCCUGAGGAGAAGCCGCCUCUCCGCUCCCUGAGGACAGGCUUCCUCUUGGACCCCUCAGGACAGGCUGCCACCUGUCACCAUCAACUCUGCCACAGGACCCAUUCCAGGCCUCUUUCCCCAGCUGUGCCACUGGGCCACUUCCAGGCCUGUCACUAUCUUCAGUGUUAAAGCUCUUAACCUAUGUUACAGCUCUUUUAGGAGGUUCUUUGCCUCCUUUCUCUCUCUGCUUCUCUCUCCUUUCUUUCUGCUUCCUACUGCUUCUCUUCUUGCUGUUUUCUGUCUCUGAAACCUCUGUGGGUUUGGUUGCUUCUAUACACAAACUCCUGGUCAGUCUCAAGGCAUGGCCCUCCCACCGGGGCCACAACUGACCAGUCCCCUGGCCAAUUCCUUCUCAGUAGACCAUAGACAUUUCAUUUGCAUAGUAGGCUACAAACACUUCAUUUGCAUAGCCUAUGAUCACUUCAUUUACGUAGUAUAUUGACCAGUUCCUACAAGGUGCAUAUCAGUCACGGGGCAGGCUGCAGCCCAGGAUCAGACAAAAAGUAUCAAACCAAGUUCUUUAUAGCUUACCCUGGAAAUGUAACAAAUUCCCUGGGGUAGAAAACUAAGACAAAGGUAUCCUUCAGGGCUUACGGGGAAAAUCUCAAACUGUUUUUCCAAAGAACCAGGGUAAAAGGCCACAUAAAGGAACUCAUUUCACCAUGUACGUGUAUUAAGAUCUAUGUGUCCUGUAUCCCCAUUAACUUACAUUAUUGAGUAUUUAAUACAUAGAAUAAAUUUGGAAAAUUCCUGUUUUUCCCAAGAAGCUAAGGAAUGUUCUCUAGUUUCCAAAAAUAUGUAGACUAUAAUGCAGUAGACUCUCCAGUAUUUGGAAGUUAAACAGCUAAACAGGACAGAGACAGUAUAAACCAGAUAGACUUGGAUACAUUUAUAACACCUUUGCUCUAGACAACCCCAUAGAGCUCAAUGUACACAGCCUUCAAAAUGUGGUAGAAUUGAGCUCACUGAAUGACCUGGCGUUUGGCUCAGGUUAGGAGGCCAUGUGAGUGCUAGAGAUCUUUUAUAAUUUUCUCCCAUUUUUUCCCCCCUGCAGUUUACCAACUGCAAACUUGUUAUAAUUUUUCUGUUUUUUCCUAAACAGCAAACUUCCUAUAAAUGAGAGUUUUGAAAAUCAUAUGUGUUUCUAGGAUGAGUUAGAAAGUUGUAUUUUCUUUUAGAAAUGAAGAAUUAUUGGAUAAAUUUAUUACUGUCUGAUUGCAUUAACUCUCCUUAGUAAGUUUUUGUUUUUAAGAAAUAGGACCAAAGUAGUAUAUCACUUAAAAACAUACCCUAUUAAAAUGUAUCCUUUGUCUUGUCAGUUUUGGAAAUUUGAUAAACCGUCAUGAAGAUCCAGUUACUAUGAUACACAUAUUUGAUUCAUUCACCCAGUAUACUGAGUGCUUACAAUGUAUUGCUUUUAUAGUGUUUUAUAGUUUACAAAUGCUUUCCUCUAACCCAUAGUUAGACCACUUUAUAGAUGAGUAAUCCAGAGCUCAGGCAACGGGUGAGAUGCCCAAGGGCCAGUUGGUAGAUGGUAGAACCUGAAUCCUACUUGGCUUCCCUUUACUUUUUAUAACUCUACAAGUACCUUGUAAAGGCUGAAGCAGUAACAAGGACUCAGAUAUGUAAGAGCUGGACAUGAGGAACUACUGGAUUUCCAAGCAAAGCCAGAAUGCCCACACCCGUAGGAAGAUUACUUAAUAGACUGCACUGGAUUGUGGACAAGUAAUCUCAGAAACAGGAAAGUGCUGCCAAAAAGAGUGAACUACUUACCACGUUUGUGGGAGCCCUGGUGGUGCAGUGGUUAAGCAAUCAGCUGCUAAACAAAAGAUCGGUGGCUGAUUCCUCAGCUGCUCUUUGGAAGCCUUAUGGUGCAGUUCUGUUCUGUCCUAUAGCUUCGCUGUGAGUUGAGAUUGACUCAGUGUGACAACGGGCUUGGGUUUUUUGUGUGUUUUUGUUUUACUCUCUCUGUCAGGUCAGUACUGAGGCUACAUCUGUCCUCCAGUGAACUCUCUUAGCUUCCGUCUCACCUGGAGUGCUCAACUAAACCAUCUGGAGGAGUUGGACCAGGGGGCAGUUCUCUGACAAUACAAGUAAUGGGAAAUGACGUUUCCUUUACCAGUAUUCCCUUUGCAGAUCAAGUUUUUGCAAGACAUCUUUUUCUAUAAAUGUACAGGUAU